ACAAGGUUGACAAGUUAGCGGCCCAAAAGAAAAUCAAACGUCAGCAAGCAAACCUCGGGGAGUCUGGACCCCGUCAUGGGCUAGGUGGUCUGGCUGGUGGUCUGGCCCGGACUUCCCAUCAAACGGCCUCGGAGCUCGAGAAGCACAAGCCGCUUACGAAAACAAGAGUCCAGUCUCGGCCCAUGGGCCAGACUGCCAGCGGCCAGCCUGUCAGCCUGCCAGCCCCCCUUCCCAUCCCAUUGUGUCGUCCAAGGUACGAACGGAUGGUAGAACCUGCAGCAGCAUAAACUCUCGUGGCUUCCCACAUCAGACGGCAUCCCUUCUCGCAGGCACUCCUUCUGUUUUUGUUCUUCUGCUCCUCGACCUUACUCCGUACGAGCCCUUUCUCAACGUGAAACCCCAGAAAGAUCAUCCUCUUCCCCCCCGCCGCCCCCAAUGUUCGCCGAUCUCCCGGAUCAUCUCUCCAGAUCCUUCUUUCCUCGUGUCGAGAUCCACCGUGGGAUUGUUUCCUCUUACCCGUCAACCUCUUCACAGUCACGGUGCGAGAUCGAUAGAACAGUGGGCAAAUCGACAAAUCCCGUGGAGCAGAAAUUCAGAAUCCCAUCCACCCGGCCCUACGAACCGACGCCUUUCACCACCACCACAACCAUCCCCGGCCGAAUCUCCGGAAACCCGCAAGACACCCAAGAAAGAGGAGCAAGAGAAUCCCAACGGUCGUGGUGUGGGCCAGGAGGCGCAGGCGCAACAGCCCAGCAGCAGCGGACCAGCGGUACCCCUUCAACUUUCAAACGAAAAAAAAAAAAAAAGUCCAAUCUAGAUUCUGGAUUCCCUCGGUCCCUCGUGGAUGGUGGAUUCGUGGGAACACGCAGUUGCGGAGGAGAAAUAAAAAGGGACGUUCCAGACCGUUCCGGACCUCCUUGGCAGGGACCCCGGCACAUCAGACCACCCGGCGCCACACGGCCGGGCCUAGACCUCGCCCAUCCCAUGCGGGGGGGUAACCGUACCGUACCGCAACCGCGACAACCACACAGACACCCACCACCACCACCCCCUCCCGAAAAGCUUCCCGCCUGCACACUGCGCGUCCUACCCGCAUGGAUCGGGGGGGGGGGGGGGGUCCUGCACCCUAAAGAUCUGGCGUGAACCUGUCUGGGCUCUCUCUGUGGCCAAGAAAUCCCUCUAUACGGUGGAGGCUUACGGAGGCAUGAGAACCCUUUUUCACUUAUCAGGGUCCUGAAAAAGGUCCAGAGGACAGGCACUGUGGGCGCAGCAGGUCCGAGUAUCCCGUGCUGACA
Messenger RNA from Colletotrichum phormii, 1295 nucleotides. RefSeq lists its product as uncharacterized. The transcript has a single exon. The record is from RefSeq and is a predicted model, not a curated record. The coding region runs from base 436 to 1143 and encodes 235 amino acids. Lineage: Eukaryota; Fungi; Ascomycota; Sordariomycetes; Glomerellales; Glomerellaceae.